GGGCGAGCCGGGAAGGCGGCGGGAACGCAAAGUUGCCUCCUCGCGGGCCCGCGUCCUCGGUGGGGCGGGAGCCGGGGCCACCGAAGCGGCGGCCGCGGACCCGGCCUCCCGCGGCACCUGGGCAGCGGCCCCGCACGAGCGGCAGCGGCGUGGGCGGCGUUGGCGGCGGCGCGCGGGAAGCGAACCGGAGCUCCGGCGCGGCUCGGCGGCCGCCGGGGAGCUCGGCUCAGGUGCGCGGCGAGAGGGGCGCGGGCCGGAGCUAGGCGGCGGGGACCAGAGCGGCGUGCAGCGCUCGCGCCAGCUGGAGGACCUCCCCAGCGGACGCCCAGGUCCCUGGUCGGGCUCCCGGUCCCCAGCGGCAGCGGCGACCGGAGUCCCCCGCCCCCGAGAGCUGGCUGCGGGGCCCGGGCCCGCCCCCACCGGCCCCAGGCCCGGCCGCUCCGCCCUCCGCCCGCCUGCUCCCGCCCUCGGCCCCCGAUUUCUAGGGCAUUGGCCGCGCCGCUGGGUGAUCCCUCCGGGCUCAAGUUGCAAGGGGGCGGACCGGGCCGGAGGUGGAGUCUCCCGCCAAUUGAAGCCUCGGCUAUAAUAAAUUGAACUCCCUGCACUGCCGAAGCCCAGAUGCCUAGCCAGGCCGCGUCGCGGUUGGUGGUCGGAGAGGGCGAGGGGUCCCAGGGGGCUUCGGGGCCUGCAGCCACCAUGCUCCGCUCCCUGCUGCUUCACUCCUUGAGGCUCUGCGCCCAGACCGCCUCGUGCCUCGUGCUCUUCCCGCGCUUCCUCGGCACGGCCUUCAUGCUCUGGCUCCUCGAUUUCUUGUGUAUCCGCAAGCAUUUCCUGGGCCGCCGCCGCCGGGGGCAGCCCGAGCCCGAAGUGGAGCUCAACAGUGAAGGCGAGGAGGUGCCCCCCGAUGACCCACCCAUCUGCGUGUCCGACGACAACCGCCUGUGCACCCUGGCGUCGCUCAAGGCGGUGUGGCAUGGCCAGAAGUUGGAUUUCUUCAAGCAGGCGCACGAGGGCGGUCCAGCGCCCAACUCCGAGGUGGUUCUGCCCGACGGCUUCCAGAGCCAGCGCAUCCUAGACUACGCGCAAGGGAACCGCCCGCUGGUUCUCAAUUUCGGCAGCUGCACCUGACCACCGUUCAUGGCGCGCAUGAGCGCCUUCCAGCGCCUGGUCACCAAGUACCAGCGCGACGUCGACUUCCUCAUCAUCUACAUCGAGGAAGCGCACCCCUCCGACGGCUGGGUCACCACUGACUCCCCCUACAUCAUUCCGCAGCACCGGAGCCUGGAAGACCGGGUCAGCGCAGCUAGGGUACUGCAGCAAGGUGCACCCGGCUGCGCUCUGGUCCUCGACACCAUGGCCAACUCCAGCAGCUCGGCCUAUGGCGCCUACUUCGAGCGUCUCUAUGUCAUCCAGAGUGGCACUAUUAUGUACCAAGGUGGCCGUGGCCCCGAUGGCUACCAGGUCUCUGAGCUGCGCACUUGGUUGGAACGCUAUGAUGAGCAACUGCAUGGCGUUCGGCCCCGGAGGGUGUAAACAUCCAACGGACAAUUGACUGAACUUGGUGGGCUGGGCCUUCGAGCCUUGGAAGCCCACAUGCAAGCGCCUCUAACCAAGUCACGCUUGGUGAGGCCCCAGUGACAAUGAUGUGCUGAGCCACCAUUUCAGAUUGAGUCUGCACCCUCGGCCAAGUGAACAGUCUCCCCUACCUCCCUGGGACUCUGCUUCUGUAACUGUCAUUCACACCUGCCUGGCUCACUGGAAAUCCUCUUCUGAGCGCGGGAUACGGCUUGCCCUUGUCAGUAUGCCCCCAGGACUUUGCCUCUACAGCAUUUUCUUACACCCGCUCCCCAGCGUGCCCUCAGCCAAGUGCUUUGGACGGGUGCUUCCCGCAGCGCACAGAGACCUUGGCCACGCCUGCCCGCCCUGAGCGCAGCUGGGUUCCAGGAGACUCUCGGCUCAACUGAGCUAGUUGCCUGGCACUCACCUGUCGCGCGGGGAGAGGGGGUUCCCUGUUGCUUUUGUGUCUAUUUCCUGUCCCUGGUAGGGGAAGGGAUGUCGGGGAUGGGGAGGGGGGUGGGCAGGGUAGUUUCCCCCACUUGUUUUGGGUGCACAUGAGCCCCACUGCUGAUGACGAACUGUCUCUAACUGGUCUUGACCACGAGCUAGUUCUGAAUUGCAGGGGCCUCAAAGCAGCACCUAAACCUUGAGGGGGAGAGUGCUCUGGGUUUCCGUGGGGGAAACCACCUUAAAUGGGAGGGAAUUUGGGGUGUCUGCUUUGGGACCAGAGGAAGAUAGCUUGAGAGGCAUUGGCGAGGUUCGCAGCGCCCCAGAGAGAGAGAAAAAGCUGAGACUCCUGGGGAAUGAUGUUGGGGUGAUGGAGUCCGGGGAAAGAGAGGUGGGGGGAGAGCCUGAGGUCCCCAAGUGAGGGGAGUCCUAGGCAGAGCUGCUGAUUGUGGGGCUGGGAGGUGGAGGGCCCCUGAUUCGAAGGCCAUUUGGUGAGUGUUUUGCUGGAAAUAUUUCUUGUAUAUAAACUUCUUUCAAUCUACAAUAAUAAAGGCUUAAAGUAAACUGC
This is a messenger RNA of Rhinopithecus roxellana (golden snub-nosed monkey), 2572 nucleotides long. It is a transcript of the gene DIO3, whose product is annotated as iodothyronine deiodinase 3. The transcript has a single exon. Gene Ontology annotation, molecular function: thyroxine 5'-deiodinase activity. The record is from RefSeq and is a predicted model, not a curated record. NCBI's taxonomy places the organism in Eukaryota, Metazoa, Chordata, Mammalia, Primates, Cercopithecidae. The coding region runs from base 619 to 1128 and encodes 169 amino acids.